AUGGCUGUGGUUCUUUCUUCUGAGGAUAACGAUAUGUUCUCUUCCUCGGCUCUAAGGAGAUCUCACUCUCAAUCGAAAUUCAUGUCGAAACCGAACCAAAGCUUUCACACCUCAAACUCGACAUCCAAGAUCAACGAACCGUUCGACGAUUCCUACCGCGAAGCUUACCAUCGCCACACUACCCAUAUCGUACCCAAUUCCAGCCCGUCCUCCGCCCCUUCAUCUCCUCGUACGCUUCAGCCCGAAUCCAUCGAUCCAUCAUAUUCUUCUACACCAGCUACCAAUUUAUCCCUAGACGGACAAUGCGAAGACGAUAUUCAUAUUCACCCUGAAGACAUCUUCGUACCAGAGUUCGAUCACAAUCCAUAUUUUGGACCGAUCGAAGAUUUAGAACCUCCCCCGAGUCCCCGAACCGGCGAUUCGUAUACCGUAUCACCAACUGAUCCUGAUACAUCCGUAACAACAUCGCGCCCCGGAUCACCGGACGCACUAGACCGCGCCGAAGAUGAUACGGCUAUUGAGCAUCCUCCUACUCAACAUGUUGACUACUUGUCACACGACUGGAGAGAAGAGGACAUUUGGUCUUCUUGGCGAUAUAUAGUCUCCAAGAGAAGUGAAUAUAGCAACGGACCACGACUUGAGAACGCAUCCUGGAGAACCUGGAUGAAAGCUAAGUACAAGUUAAAAACGGUUACCCCAGAGACCCUUAAUUGGCUUAAGGACUGCGAUGUGACUUGGUUAUAUGGGCCUCUGCAGACUCGACAGGGGGAAUUAUUCUCCAACGACGCCGAACUUGGGAGCUCAUCACUAUCGCGGUGUAACUCGUUCGUCACCAAGAAGCCCAUUCUCAAAAAGAGGAGCAUGUCUGAGAUCAUGCUUCAGCGAUCUCUCUCCUCUUCGUCUCUGUUGAAACAAGCCACGGCUGCAGUCCAGGCUCAACAGAAAGACAGUGGUGUUCGUAUCGCUCGACCGAUAUUACAUCGAGCCACAACAGAUUAUGUUACUUUUCCAUUCUCCUCUCGAAGGAAGAGUCGGCAUAACACGAGUAUUCUACCUUCUACGGCCACCUCUGGUCUUGUUUCACCUUCCUCGGAACGAAAGCAUAUUCACUUUAACGAGCAGGUAGAACAAUGCAUCGCAGUUGACGUUAAGGGGGAUGACGAAGAAGAAGAAGUAGAUCAUUGUCGUUGGAGAUUUGACGACAGCGACUCCGACGACGGCGCAAUAAUGAUGAAGAGAACCAAGACGACAAAGAAACCUGUUAUUCCACGCAGAAGAUCUCCUAUAAAUACGCCUAACGAGAGCAAAACUAUUGCUAUGUUACCUUCAACGACCCUGAAGUACAGGGAAGAUUCCCCCAACCCAGAAACUGCGAUAAAGCACAGCACUAGCAGCCUAAGGAGCCCACUCCUGUCACCCUCUUCCUCGCAAGAGACGCUGAGGCCUUCCAAAGCCUCAGGCCCAUUCUAUGUGGGUGACGAUGAUGGAAAUGAACUAGACGAGGAAACUAAUACGACUCCAAUGUCUAGCCCUAUUGAAGCGACAUCACCCUUCAAACAGCCUAAUUCCCAGCGUUCGACACCCACUAGUACUCUUACUUCCGAGCCGGCUGGCAUGCGCCGGACGGCGAGUGGCAUGUUCAUGCCAUUCGAUGACGGUGAUGUUCAGCCUAAUGAUGGCAUCAUUGGCAGGGUAAUAGAUACGGUCAAUACCGCCCGUGAUAUUGCUCAUGUCAUAUGGAAUGUUGGUUGGAGGAGAUGAAACCCGGCGAACUUGUUCAUAUAAUCCCGCCACCAAAAGAUAUUUCGACGAAUCCGGGAUGGUAAUAGGUUGAUAAAAAUGCUUAUCCUAGGAAUUCUCCUUGGUCGCUUGGGAUGGUCGAUCUGACGAAAUCUCGGCUGACCGACGUAUCAUACGAAAUUCACUUCACCUUUACUGUAUAGCAUCCGGUAUCUAUCAGAAUUGCGAAUAAACGCACUAAUAUCUUUUUUUCGGGCAAAUUACUUUCAUAUCAAAGAACUAGGGUCUUUGGGGUUGGAGCAUGGAAGAUAAUAACAUUAA
Molecule: messenger RNA, 2061 nt
Organism: Annulohypoxylon maeteangense
Lineage: Eukaryota; Fungi; Ascomycota; Sordariomycetes; Xylariales; Hypoxylaceae
Exons: 2
Coding region: 1-1761 (586 amino acids)
Biological process (GO): protein catabolic process in the vacuole; cellular response to glucose starvation
Source: RefSeq, a predicted model, not a curated record